Messenger RNA from Linepithema humile (Argentine ant), 2370 nucleotides. Lineage: Eukaryota; Metazoa; Arthropoda; Insecta; Hymenoptera; Formicidae. The record is from RefSeq and is a predicted model, not a curated record.
GAAAGAGAUGGGAGAAAAAGAGAAAGAGAGAGAGAAAGCCAUUUUUGUAAUUCGCGCUAUUUUUCUAGCCGUUAUGACAGUUGCACGCCGCACAGUUCAUAAUGCAGAGUACGAUCGCUCCGCAAUUAUUUUUAUUUAAGUAUUUUGUCCGUUAAAAGUACAUAAUAAGUGUUAAUUUCGUCAGACAUGUCGAUUAAAGCAAUAGACGAUUAUCAGACACAUGUUAUUUUGACCGAGAAUGUUCGCAAUUAACGACAUUUCAUUGAUCGUAACUCAUAUUGAUUGUGGGUUAAAAUCGGCACCGUUCUGGUAAUUAUUUCAUGAGGGUGUUCUCCGAAGAUAGUCAUUACACGCGUGACGUCAUCAUGAUACUGCAAAAUUUGCAUGAAUCUUAGAAAGAAUGCACAAAAUGGCUACUGGCGGCUCGUCUUUUCUGUUGAGUAUAUUUUUUGGGGAAAAAAUAGCGUCGCGAGUGUAUUGUGUGGAGUGAAGUGCAAUCGACGUGGAACGUCGUGGGACGACGUGGGACGAUGCAGAAAGGCUUCUGAACCUCUUGGAAAUAUAAUUGCUGAUAGAAUUGCAGCGGAAGAUGCAUCGGUGGACGUCGGAGGAACGUCGCGAGAUGAUCACAACUUGUAAAGAACUGCGUUGCUGCUCAUCGUGCCGUCGGCUCUGUAAGCGUGGAGUGCUAAGCCGAGGAAUGGAGGGAACGUGGCAGUGGGAGCAGCGAAAGCACUGCCAUAUCAUUCUGCUCAACUCUUUGUCGUAUCUAAAGGAGAACCCGGAACAGGCUGCAGGCACGAAAGUUUCAGAUGAACGAAAACGACUGCAUGAUUGCUACGGCAAGGAAGCAGACAACCUGAAAACAAGGAGUCGCGCGCCAGGUCUGUAGCGCAUAGUUAGGACGCGAGGGGCUCCCCGUGAAGCAUCACCGAGGUGAAGAAGACGGUGUCGUCAUGGACCCGGCAACCCAAAUCGUACCUCACUGAGCGAUGCAAGUAAUUAGGGCCGGGGCCCUGCUAGUGAGCAUGUGGCUCACUAGAGAAUGAAGAAGCAAAACGUCCGGACUUUAUCAUUGAUCGUCUUCACGCUUACCUAUCUCCUCGUCGGUGCCGCAAUCUUCGACGUACUCGAGUCCGAGACGGAGAAAUUACGCAAAGAAGCAUUAGAUGCCAUUGAAAAAAUGGUCAUACGAAAAUAUAAUAUAAGCGAGGACGACUUCAAGAUCAUGGAAACAGUGGUGCUGAAGACGGAACCUCACAAAGCUGGCCAGCAGUGGAAGUUCGCUGGCGCGUUUUAUUAUGCUACAACGGUCCUCACCACGAUAGGUUACGGACACUCGACGCCGAAUACUGUAUACGGCAAACUGUUCACGAUGUGCUAUGCGAUUAUUGGUAUCCCAUUAGGACUCGUAAUGUUCCAAAGCAUAGGAGAACGGUUGAAUAAGUUCUCAUCUGUCGUGAUACGGAGCGUAAAGCAGCUUCUAAACUGUAAGGACGUCCAGGCCUCGGAGAUAAAUCUCAUCUGCGUGGUUACGACUUUGUCUUGCUUGACUAUUGCUGGCGGCGCCGCCGCAUUCUCCAGGUACGAAGGGUGGACCUACUUCGAUUCCAUUUACUAUUGCUUUAUUACUCUGACGACAAUCGGCUUCGGCGACAUGGUCGCGUUGCAAAAGGACAACGCGCUCAACAAGAAGCCCGAAUAUGUGAUGUUCGCUUUAAUAUUUAUUCUCUUCGGCUUGGCGAUCGUGGCAGCCUCGCUUAAUUUGCUGGUUUUGCGAUUUGUCACGAUGAAUACCGAAGACGAAAGACGAGACGAAGCCGAAGCAUUGCAGGCGGCCCAGGGCGCGGUGCGUCUCGAGGGCGAUGUAAUAACGGCGAACGGCUCGAUACUGUCCGGCCAGAUCGGCAAUCACGGCAACGUGAUAACGCUGGACGACGAGGCGUCGGUGUGCAGUUGCCGCUGCAGCGGCUUCCAGAGGAGACGGCGGAGACCGCGCUUCACAGUACGCCGUUCGCCCGGCAAAAUCUCGCAUUUGCUGCCGAUGCAACAGCUGUCGGCGCUGAGUGUGCGGGGCGGCGAGUUGCACCCGCUGCCGCCGCUCACACCGCUUCUGCAAUUCCCGCGGCUGUAUCAGCAUCGCGCGAGCAUCUGACGUUGCUCGCCUGCACGAAGCGUGCAGAUCUUGGAACAGGAACAGCAUCACUAUUACGAGCAGCCGCGACGGUUGUCCGUCUGAGGAGAGAAUUUCUCUCCGCCAGCCGUCGCCGCCGCCGACUUCAACGAAUUUUAAUUGUCGUCGAGACGUUAUCAUCACCGCCACAAGUUCUCUUUCUCUCUCUCUCUCUUCUCUCUCUUCUCUCUUCUCUC